Molecule: messenger RNA, 2897 nt
Organism: Chara braunii
Lineage: Eukaryota; Viridiplantae; Streptophyta; Charophyceae; Charales; Characeae
Source: the annotation of a GenBank genome assembly
GCCCUGUGGUCCUUAGAGAGUCACUUAGUCAGUGGUUUGGGUAGGUCUACGUGGUGAGGAGUGGGACAUUGUCGUGCACCUGAACACCAUGGACGACUACCCCAUGUACGGUUUGCUUGUGGGGUUCUCCCUCUGGGGGACCCUUGGCGUCUCAUUUUUCAUUUGGGAUUCUGGAACACAUUUUCGUGUAGGGUAGAGACCAAGGGUGGUACGACCACCCACCCCUACACACCUGAGGAAGAGGCCAAGGCCGCCACGAUCCUGAAGGAGAGAGAGAGAAGAAGGAGGCCAAGAAGAAGGCCUUGUUGGAGGCGCAUGCAGCGAAGUUGAAGAAGAAUGAGGAGGAGAUGGCCAGAGAGAAGGAGAGGCUGAAGAAAGAAGAAAAAGCGAAGUUAAAGGAAGUUGAAGAGGAAGAAGAAGUAGAAGAGGAGCCACUGGAGUGAGGAAGAAGAGGGAACAGAGGGGAGUCCAGUGAGACGAAGGAAGAUAUGAUGGAGAAGAAAAUCUCGGAGUGGGUCGCAGGACUAACCCUGGGAGAAGAUGAGGAGGCGUUAAUGUAUGUGCCCAGGGAGGAGCAGGAGGCGGCCAUGCGAGAGUGGGAAGCUGAUGGAGACCCGCUCAGGCGGCAAGUGCUAGAAGAUGAGAAAAGGAUGGAGUGGAAGUUCCGCCCCACUACGGAGAGGAAGAGGAGAAUGGAGGCAGCAACAGAGGCGGCGAAAGAGUUGGAAGAGAUUGGGAAGCAGAGGGCUCAGAUGGCGGUCCAAGUAGAUCUAUUGGGAAAGGUAGAGAUCCUGGCCAGGAACGUGGAACGCCUGCCAAAGGUCCAGGAGGAGCAACUUUUAUUUGGUAGAGGCCAGGACAUUGUCGUGCGUUCCAUACGGCCGGGACUUCGGGACUUUGCUCGGGAAUUGGCAAUGCAGGUGGGCUCGCAUGUGACAGCCCGCCUCGAGGGCAGUGAACGAUACUGUGUUGGUACCAUUGAGGGCGCCAAGCUGACCGCCCCAAAGGAAGAAGAAGCACGCCCCCGGAGGUCGGACAAGGUUAAGUUUCCUGAUUCCUAUAGCGGGAAGAAGGAAAAAAACUUUGACAAUUGGGAGGCGAACGUUAAAACGUACGUGCACCUGCAGAAGGUGUCCCCCGAUGACCAGGUCCUAAUCGCCAUCCAUGCGUUGAAGGAAGAAGCCGCCAGUUUUGCACGCUCCUUAGUCCGCGCUGCUAAUUGCAGCAACGAUGUGGUUGCCUACUCUGCUUUCACCCCCCUCGCUGACUUUCUUAAGUUGCUGCGCAAACGAUUUGCAGAUGUCUCGCGCAGCGUCAGAGCCUGUGACCGAUUGUGGAGGAGUGCCAAGGCACUCAAGGGAGUAAUGGACGAGUUAGUGGCUACCCCUGACCAUGGAGUCACAAAGACCCAACUGGUCAACCUCUUCUACCGGGCUAUGCCCGAGUCAGGCCGGACUGGCGCCUUAGUGGAUAGUGGAGCCACUCGCAGCUAUAUCAGUAGGAAGGCGCUGCAGAAGUUGAAGUUGCAGUUAAAAGUCCAAAGAUUAGCAGACCCCAUAGUAAGUAUCCUCGCGGACAAUCGCACCAUGCGAGUGGAAGAGUACGUAGAGGGAGUCCAGCUGUAUUUCCGCCUAGAACAGGACGGGAAGGUGGAGAAAGUUCUUCAUUCCCUGACUCUCCUCGUAGAGGAUAGCCUCCCGUUUGACAUAGUCCUAGGUAUGGACUGGGGGGGACUCCAUUUGAGGGAGCACGAGUGGAGGCUCCCUAGCCCAUCAGGUGGCGUCAAGACUGCCCGUCUGUUUCAUGUGUCAGGAGUAGACAGCUCUCUGUCACAUUGCUGCCUUAGCGUUCUUGCGUUCGCAAGGCUAGUGAAAAAGGAGCAGCUAGAGGAACAGGAUUUUGUAGCCUAUGUUAGGCCAGUCACUGAGCCUAAGGAAGAGAAACCGAUAGACCCCGCUAUUGCCAAACUGCUGGAAGAGUUCACAGACUUAGCAAAGCCGCCGAUAGGAGUAGUGUCGCGGCUUAUCCAGCACCGCAUUGAGAUGGAGCCUGGCAGUAGGACCCCCAAGGGAGCAGUGUAUAGGAUGUCCCCGCGGGAGUUAGAGGAGCUGCGUAAGCAAUUAGACGAGCUCCUAGAGAAGGGUUGGAUUAGGCCCAGUUCGUCUCCAUUUGGAGCACCUGUUAUGUCUAUCCCCAAGAAGGAGGGAGAGCUUAGGAUGUGUAUAGACUACAGGGGUCUGAAUGCUAUCACAGUAAAGAAUGUUGAGCCACUGCCUAGGAUAGAUGAUCUUCUGGAUCGAGUGCAGGGGUGCAGAUUGCUCAGGAAAGAGACCAGCAGGAAGUGGGACAAGGACUGCACGUCUGCUAUGAAGAAGUUGAAGCAGGCACUGAUAGAGUAUCCAGUCCUUAAGGUGGCCGAUCCGUCCUUACCCUUUGCCGUCACGACGGACACUAGUCAGUACGGCAAAGGUGCUGUUUUGCAGCAAGACGAUGGCAAUGGUUAUAGGCGCGUAGAGUUCAUGUCUGUUAGGAUGCCUUCAGAGAAGGUUGCAACAUCUACCUAUGAGAGGGAACUCUACGCUCUCAGGCAAGCGCUAGAACACUGGAAGCACUACUUGCUUGGGAGGCAUUUCAAAGUCUAUUCUGACCACGAAACGUUGCGAUGGUUAAAGACGCAGGCCAAGAUGACACCUAAGCUUACUAGGUGGGCCGCAGAAAUAGACCAAUACGAUUUUGAGCUCAGGCCAGUUAAGGGUAAAUAUAAUGUAGUUGGGGACGCUCUGAGUAGGAGAGCUGACUGGACAUAGGGAGAGACCUGCAGGAAAGAGUUAAAGAAGCAUAUGCGCAGGACCCUAUUUAUAGUGACCUCUUCAAGCGAGUAAAGGAGGCCCCAGAGA